AAAAUUCGUCACAUAUAAUCUCGAAAAUAAACACACUUUUUCCGAUGACUAGUCCGUCAGCAAAAUUUUCCAAAAAAAAAAGUAAUAAUAUUAUUACCUGCCGACCGCGAUCCGUCGGCCCCAUCCACCGUAAUUUUACCACAGAGCUUCCCCAUUUGUCAAACCAAAACAAUGGUUCCCAACACUCACCAAGAUUGAGCAACUAGUCGUAUUAUGCUGGAACUACUAGACAUCCCAUGAUCUCGAUCCUCAGAAGACUAACCACCUCACUCCAACCUCUAAUGGACCCACCCACUUCCUCCCCGCGACUUCUGGCCCUGACCCACCAGCUCCGCCUCUACAAGCCACCGCCUCUGUCCUGGGACGACGACUCCGAGGAGCAGAGAAUCGAAGAAACUGCCGGCAAAGUCGUGUCCCAAGUGGGCUUUGCUGAGUCCAAGACCCCAAUUGGAAGAGACCCAGAAACGUUCAGGCCCAAAAGAGCUGCUGUUUUGAUCUGUUUGUUUGAAGGAGACGGUGGGGAUCUACGUGUCGUUUUGACCAAGAGGUCAUCUGGGUUGUCCACUCACUCUGGUGAGGUUUCUUUGCCAGGUGGGAAGACAGAGGAGGGAGACAAGGAUGAUGGUGACACAGCAACAAGAGAAGCGAAAGAGGAGAUUGGUUUGGAUCCUAAGCUUGUUAAUGUUGUCACUGUUCUUGAACCAUUUUUGUCAAAGCACCUACUGAGAGUUGUACCUGUUAUCGGUUUACUUAACGAUAAGGAAGCAUUCAAGCCUGCUCCAAAUCCGGCCGAAGUGGAAUCAGUAUUUGAUGCUCCCUUGGAAAUGUUCAUCAAGGAUGAAAACAGGAGGGCAGAGGAGAGAGAGUGGAUGGGUAACAAAUACCUGAUUCAUUUCUUUGACUACGAAACCAACAACAAGAAGUACAUGAUAUGGGGCUUAACUGCUGGUAUCUUGAUUAGGGCUGCAUCAAUUGUAUAUGAACGGCCUCCACCUUUUGUGGAGCAGAAUCCCAGUCAUAAGGUCCAUUUCACCUCAUCAUCAUACUAAAUAUUAGAGAGGGAAAGGAAAAAGCAAGCCUAUUUUCUCAGGAUAGUCUUACAUUAACCCCCGGAAACCAGCAGCAAGUAUCAAGCAUUUUCUGGGUCUAGAAAAUUGCGAGAACAGACUUGUUGCAGUUGCCAUCUUCUCUUUUCUUCAGGACUUGUUGAUGCGGUUGCCUAGUAACUCAUUGAAACCCAGUCUACACCAAGACAUUUGCCGUCAUUGAUUUAAAGAAAGGAGGGACACUACCACCCUGUUUGUAAUAUGCUUCUGUUAGGUUUUGCUUGAUGUUAAAGAAACCAUUCCUUCUAUAAUUUUCAUCUAAUUUUUCUUGAUUAUGUCA
Messenger RNA from Rosa chinensis, 1386 nucleotides. Its product is annotated as nudix hydrolase 15, mitochondrial. The transcript has 6 exons. Gene Ontology annotation, biological process: coenzyme A catabolic process. Gene Ontology annotation, molecular function: coenzyme A diphosphatase activity; acetyl-CoA hydrolase activity. The record is from RefSeq and is a predicted model, not a curated record. The coding region runs from base 237 to 1049 and encodes 270 amino acids. Lineage: Eukaryota; Viridiplantae; Streptophyta; Magnoliopsida; Rosales; Rosaceae.